Messenger RNA from Ananas comosus (pineapple), 2547 nucleotides. RefSeq lists its product as uncharacterized. The transcript has a single exon. The record is from RefSeq and is a predicted model, not a curated record. Bases 1 to 2547 code for a protein of 848 amino acids. Lineage: Eukaryota; Viridiplantae; Streptophyta; Magnoliopsida; Poales; Bromeliaceae.
AUGCUAUACCUCAAUCCUACCAUUAGCGAAAGGCAUUUUAUUGAGAGUUACAUAAGUGGCCUUAAGGAGGAGCUUGUACCUUUUAUAGACCUUUCGCGACCAACUACUCUCGAAAAAGUAUAUGAGCAAGCAAAAUUACACGAGCGAGCAUUGGGCAUCAUAAUGAGGAAGAGUAAGGUGGCUUACAGAGCCAUUGGGGAGACCCCACAAGGGAACAACACUCAGAAGACAGCCUCAACAGUUCAUCAAAGAUCUUCGAAUCAGCCAUAUGGGAUAAGCAAGCAAUUGUUUGAACAGAGGCGUGCCGCGGGACUGUGUUACAAAUGUGGGGAGAAGUACCAACCAGGGCAUAUCUGCCAAAACCGAACCCUCCUGCAGAUAUGUGCUAGUCCCGUGAUCGACGAGAUCUUUGAUGAACAAUUGAUACCUACCGAAGAAGAAGAAGAGCACCCCAGCAAUGAUGAAGAGGUAGAAGAGGUGGGAGUAUCGGUGCACGCCCUCAGUGGACAGAACCUUCAUGACACCAUUAAGGUGCAAGGAGAAGUAAAGGGUAAGACCCUAACUAUUUUGGUAGAUACUGGAAGUACCCAUAGUUUCAUCGAUUACCAGGUGGCUCGAGAGGUUAAAGCAGAAAUGGUGGCGGCUACCCCCCUGGCAGUGACAGUGGCUGAUGGCCACAAGGUCAUGAGUAAGCUCAAGUGUGCUAGCUUCCAAUGGACCAUGCAAGGGGAGCCAUACCAAGCUGAACUGAGAGUUAUCAGAUUAGACGGGUCAAGUAUGAUCUUGGGAAUAGAUUGGCUUAGGGCCUAUAGGCAGGUUACUUUCGAUUAUAGUGAUAACUCCGUGUCAUUUAAUAAGGAGGGCAAACAGACUGUACUGAGGGGAAUAGCUGAGGGGUCCAAGGAAAGGGCAUCGACAGCGGAACUGAAAUCUAUAUCUGCCAAACAAUGGUAUAAGGCGGGGUUGGAGGGAAACUGCUGUGUUAUUGGACAGUAUUGUCCUACCCAGCUUGAGGGGCAAGAAUCUAACAUACCUCCACGAGUGCAAGAGGUGCUGCUUCAGUAUGAAGGGGUUUUUCAAGAGCCACAAGGAUUGCCCCCGCAAAGAGUAAGAGACCACAAAAUCCCGCUACAUCCUGGAACUGUACCAAUAAGCAUAAGACCUUAUAGGUACAGCCAUGAUCAGAAGGAUGAAAUAGAAAGGCAAAUUCAGGAGAUGCUAAGAACUUCCAUCAUCCAGCCGAGCUCAAGUCCCUAUGCUUCCCCGGUAUUAUUGGUAAAAAAGAAGGACGACAGUUGGCGACUAUGCGUGGAUUAUAGGCAAUUAAAUAAGGCGACUAUAAAAGACAAGUAUCCGAUACCCUUAAUUGAUGAUCUACUGGAUGAGUUGGCAGGUUCCCGAUACUUUUCGAAGAUAGACUUGAGGUCCGACUAUCACCAAGUAAGGAUGGACAGCGAAGACAUACACAAGACUGCUUUCAAAACCCAUCGGGGACACUACGAAUUCUUGGUGAUGCCCUUCGGAUUAACCAAUGCCCCGGCGACCUUUCAAGCCAUAAUGAAUGAGGUAUUUGAACCUUAUUUAAGAAAAUUCGUACUCGUUUUUUUUGAUGAUAUACUUGUGUACAGUGAGGAGUUGGAAGAACAUGCACAACACUUGGAAGUGGUUUUAAAGCUCCUGCAGGAUAACCAUUUGUUUGCUAAGAGAAGCAAGUGCUUCUUUGGGCAAAAACAGGUUGAGUACUUGGGGCAUUUGAUCACUGAAACGGGAGUCGCUACUGAUCCCAGCAAAAUCGAGGCUAUGAAGAAUUGGCCUUUACCAACCACUGUGAAGGAAUUGAGAGGGUUCUUGGGGCUCACAGGCUAUUAUCGGCGCUUUAUAAAAGGCUAUGGAGGCAUAAGUAAACCCCUUACUGAGAUGCUUAAGAAAGAUAAAUUCAGCUGGAGCGAGGAGGCGAGGCAGGCCUUUGAGAAGCUUAAGGUGGUCAUGACUACGGCCCCCAUAUUAGCUAUGCCUAAUUACGACCAGCCUUUUACUAUAGAAGUGGAUGCUUGCGACAACGGGAUUGGAGCAGUACUUACUCAAGAGGGAAGGCCCAUAGCCUUCAUCAGUAAGGCUAUUUGCCAAAGGAACAUGGGGUUGUCGACCUACAAGAAGGAGUUCUUAGCAGUGUUAAUGGCUGUAGCUAAGUGGAAACACUACAUUAGUACACGACCCUUCAUCAUCAAGACGGACCACGAAAGCCUUAAAUACCUUUUGGAGCAAAAGAUCACCACUGCGGUGCAACAAAAAGGCAUGAUCAAGCUGAUGGGACUUGAUUACUCCAUACAAUACAAGAAGGGAAGAGAAAACUUAGCUGCGAAUGCCUUAUCCAAAAGAAGGAGGCAAGAGGAAGGGUACAAUCUGGCUAUUAUUGCUAUUGUUCCUACUUGGGUACAAGAAGUUGUAGAGAGCUAUGAAGGGGAUUCCCAUCUGCAACAAAUUAUAGCUAAAGAACUGCUGAGCCCAGAUUCGCAACCUAACUAUACUUAUGUUCGGGGGUAUUAA